This is a messenger RNA of Lampris incognitus (smalleye Pacific opah), 1278 nucleotides long. It is a transcript of the gene kcnj12b, whose product is annotated as potassium inwardly rectifying channel subfamily J member 12b. Gene Ontology annotation, biological process: potassium ion import across plasma membrane; regulation of monoatomic ion transmembrane transport. NCBI's taxonomy places the organism in Eukaryota, Metazoa, Chordata, Actinopteri, Lampriformes, Lampridae. Bases 1 to 1278 code for a protein of 425 amino acids. Gene Ontology annotation, cellular component: plasma membrane. The transcript has a single exon. Gene Ontology annotation, molecular function: inward rectifier potassium channel activity. The record is from RefSeq and is a predicted model, not a curated record.
AUGAGUUUGGGAAGGGCUCCCCGCUACAGUAUUGUGUCCUCCGAAGAAGCCCUGAGACUAGGGAAAAUGGCCGCUGUGGGCAGCUUUGGCAACGGAAAGAUCAACACACGUCGUAAAUGCCACAGCAGGUUCGUCAACAAGUCAGGACAAUGCAACAUUCACUUCUCGAACAUGGACGAAAAGUCCCAGCGGUACAUAUCGGACAUCUUCACCACCUGUGUGGACAUCCGCUGGCGAUACAUGUUUUUGGUCUUCAGCCUGGUCUUUGUGGUGUCCUGGCUAUCAUUUGGUCUAGCGUUUUGGACCAUUGGCCUAUUACACGGGGACAUGGACCGCUCUUCGGGAGAUGACAGCUUUGUCCCUUGUGUAAUGCAGGUGAACACCUUUGUGGCGGCGUUCCUGUUUUCCAUUGAGACACAGACAACCAUUGGCUACGGUGCCCGGUGUGUUACGGAGGAGUGCCCCGCUGCUGUCUUCAUGGUGGUCUUACAGUCCAUCGUGGGCUGCAUCAUAGAUGCAUUUAUGAUCGGCGCUAUCAUGGCCAAGAUGGCACGACCCAAGAAGCGUGCGGAGACUCUGCUGUUCAGCCACCACGCAGUGAUCGCCAUGCGGGACGGAAAGCUGUGCCUCAUGUUCAGAGUUGGUAACCUCAGGAAGAGCCACAUUGUGGAAGCUCACAUCAGGGCCCAGCUUGUUAAGCCCCGUAUCACGGAGGAGGGGGAGUACAUCCCCCUUGAACAGAUCGACAUGAACGUAGGAUACGACAAAGGCACCGACCGCCUCUUUGUGGUCGCGCCCCUCACCAUCAUACAUGAGAUCGAUGAGGAGAGCCCAUUGUUCGGCAUCAGCAAGCAGGAUCUGGAAACGUCAGACUUUGAGAUUGUCAUCAUCCUUGAAGGGAUGGUGGAAGCCACAGCCAUGACCACGCAGGCUCGCAGCUCUUACCUGUCUUCGGAGAUCCUGUGGGGUCACCGCUUUGAGCCGGUGAUCUUUGAGGAGAAGAACCGGUACACGGUGGAUUACGCGUACUUUCACAAAACUUUCGAGGUGCCAUCCACCCCGCGAUGCAGUGCCAAGGAUAUGGAGGAGAGGAAGUUUCCAGCAUCUGGUGCCAACUCCUUCUGCUAUGAGAAUGAGCUGGCAUUCAUUGGCAGGGAUGAGGAGGAGGCAGGGGAGGGAGCAAGGAAGGAGGACAGAAAGGCUUUUUCAGAGUUGGUGAAUGAGCUGGACACUUGCGGACAAGAUCAAAAGUCCUCCCGAAAAGAAUCCGAGAUAUGA